Apiotrichum porosum is the source of this 873-nucleotide messenger RNA. RefSeq lists its product as uncharacterized. The transcript has 3 exons. Gene Ontology annotation, molecular function: lyase activity. NCBI's taxonomy places the organism in Eukaryota, Fungi, Basidiomycota, Tremellomycetes, Trichosporonales, Trichosporonaceae. The record is from RefSeq and is a predicted model, not a curated record. The coding region runs from base 1 to 873 and encodes 290 amino acids.
AUGUUCGAGAGCACCGGUCAGUUCCACCGUAUCCCCGUCGGCUUUGGCCCCGCCCCUUCUCCUCGCCAGAACAAGGAGGGCAAGAAGUUUGACUGGAGCAACGCCGAGGCCCACCUUACCGGUGUUGUCUACGAUGUCGGCCGUGAGGAGCUCAACGCUCUUCUUCCUGAGGGCUACGAGGUCGACCCCGAGUGCGAGCAGCCCACUGUCCUCUUCGAGGUCAUGAACCUCCGCAACCUCCCGUGGCUCGCUGGCCGUGGCUACAACACCUGGGGUGUCUACGCCGGCAACGUCAAGUGCACCCGCGUCUCGCCUCCCGUCAUCGCCUCGUACCAGCUCGUUCUCUUUGAGAGCUUCACCGACCCAAUCGUCACCGGCCGCGAGGAGCUCGGCUUCUGCAAGAUGUACGCCGACCUCCCCGACCCCAAGAUCGAGAAUGGCAACUUUGUCCACACCGCCUCGUGGUUUGGCACCGAGUUCAUGCGCCUCGAGGUCCCCAACCUCACCUUCCGCCCUGUCGAGGAGAGCCCCUCGUUCAAGCCCCGUCCUUACACCGUCCCCGGCGUCAACGGUAUCAUCCACCACCGCUACGUCCCCGCUGUUGGCGAGCCCGGCAAGCACGACGCCUCGUACGCGACCUUUAUGCCUGGCCGUGGCACCAACCUCCCCAAGAUCAAGAAGUUUGCCACCACCACCAGCCCCCUCGAGGACAUCCAGUUCUCCAUCACCUCGCACCCUUGGGAGAAGCUCCCCACCCUGUGGAACAUUGUCGACGGUCUCGCCAGCCUCAAGCUUGGCAAGCCCCGCGAGUUCCUCUACCAGAUUGACGACGGUGCCGGUGACUGCGGCUCCAACAAGCGUAUUGAGAAGUAG